AUGGCAGGAAAGAUCAAGGAAACUUUCUCCAAGACAGCGCAGGCUCCUCUGAGUCCAACUGACCGCGUUGAAGACACCUAUUCGCCGUACACCGACCAGUUCUUUGCCGACAUGGCCACCAAGAUUGCAGUUACAUUUCCAUACGAGGAAUUCGCAGCUUGUCAUGGUUGCAGCCCGAGCCAUCUCGCGGGGGCGAUGAGUGCCCUAGUCCUCGCGCCUCUCUCGGAUCCCACCUUCACACAGCAUAGAGAUCGCAACAUAAGCAUUGCACAAUACGGGCAGCACAUGAUAGCUAUGUGGAGCGCUCAUUUUGAGCAAGUCUUGCUGACUACCUCGGGGAAAGCAAAGAAGCGGUCACGAUUGAGGCCAUCUGCUAGCACUGUCCCCUCUCCGCCUGGUUUCCCGCCCUUAUCAUCCGAUGUACCUUCGCAAUCUGCCAAGGAUGUCACGGAGGGGAAGCCUACGAGCACCAGCGAAGACUCUGAAAGCCUACCUCAUGACACGUCUGCUAUCAAGUCGAGCUCGCCAGCAGGCCAGAAGGCUACCACCACAGGCGUGAAGCGUCAACACGAUAAGUCAAGCGACAUGAGCGAAGACACUCAUGCAACCGUCCCAACCAUGCCAACCUCAUCCAAUGAUGAUGAUAUACGUAGCUCGAAGCGUCGAAAGAUCGACCCUUCCUCUGAGAAGUACCCGUCUCAGCAGGGGCCGGAGGACUUCAUGGACGCUGUUGCUGUUGAGGCUGGCAGCACAUCAACGACAUCGCUUCCAGAUCCCGUCGUUCGUCCAUACGGAGAUAGGGACGGGAACAGCAGUACAUUGCCCGUGGCCGUUGAGGGGGGACAGGAAAAUUGCUCACCUGGGACUAAGCGUACACCCAAUGAGCAACGACGCGAGACAACCAGCAAAAAGCAUGCCACACGCAAUGCUCGCAGAAGACUUUCACCAUUUGCGGAAGAUGCGAUAGACACGGCUGUCUUCAGCGAGCAGGGUCUGCAAGAGCGAAUGAAUGGUUCAGAAGUUGGUCUAGCAAAUACGUCGUGA
Aspergillus aculeatus ATCC 16872 is the source of this 1044-nucleotide messenger RNA. RefSeq lists its product as uncharacterized. The record is from RefSeq and is a predicted model, not a curated record. NCBI's taxonomy places the organism in Eukaryota, Fungi, Ascomycota, Eurotiomycetes, Eurotiales, Aspergillaceae. The transcript has a single exon. The coding region runs from base 1 to 1044 and encodes 347 amino acids.